Molecule: messenger RNA, 1548 nt
Organism: Peniophora sp. CBMAI 1063
Lineage: Eukaryota; Fungi; Basidiomycota; Agaricomycetes; Russulales; Peniophoraceae
Source: the annotation of a GenBank genome assembly
AUGAGCUCGACGCCGCCCUCGUUGCGGGAUCUCUACAGCACACCUUCAGCGCCCUGGGCAUUCACGCCCUCAGACAACAAUAACAAUGCUUCCUCGUCAUCAUCGAUAUUAGGCGCCUCGUCCGCAGCAGCGCCGAAUGCGAAGCCGCCGUCAUACGUCUUCCAGCCGCCGCGACCCGCGCAGAACUCCGUGUUUGAGCUGUCGCCGAGUUUGCUGGAGCCUGGGGGCGUGGAUGUCAGUUUGCUGGUCAAGACGCUCGUGGCGAGUGCUGUGCUGCAGUAUGCGACGACUGGGAUCGCGAUGCCGUGGGAGGUCGGCAAGCUGUUGCUGCAAGUCCAGUGGGUGCCACGCGAUGCGGGCGAAGUGGAGGAGGAAGAGGUCGUCGAAGAAGUCGUCGAGGAAGUGUUGAGCGACGAGUCUGGCGAAGACGCAGGGUACUUCGCCGACCCUUCGACCGGCGCCGGCCCGUCGCGCUUCCCCGCCCCACGUCCAGCCGACGAGCGCGGAUACAUCGUGCGCAGGAGUGUUAUGGAGGAAGGGACGCGGCCCGAAUACGUGAUCCCCGUCGGCAGCGCCAAUGGGGUUUGGGGCAUGAUCAAGCGCGUCGGUCGCUUCCGUUCCGAGGGCUGGCUCGCACUCUGGAAGGGUCUACUAACAUCCUUCAUCGCCGACGAAAUCUCCUCGACCCUCCAACCCCUAAUCCACAACGGCCUCGUAGCGCUCUUCUCCCCCUCCUCCCUCUCGCCCUCCUACAUGUACCCCCCACACAUCUCCGCCCUCCUCCUCCCCGUAACAUCGCACCUCCUCACCGGCCUCCUCCUCUCCCCGCUCGACCUCAUCCGCACGCGCCUCAUCGUCCAGUCCCUCUCCGACCGCCACAGGACGUACAAAGGCCCCGUCGACGCCCUCCGCAAGAUCGCGGACGAAGAGGGCGGGCUCGCCGGGAUGUACCUGCACCCGCACCUCCUGCUCCCGGCCAUAAUCGACAACGGACUGCGUCCGCUCCUCGCGCUGGGCCUCCCGCCGCUCCUCGCGGCGCGCUUCUUCCCCGGCGCGCUCGCACCCGAUACACACCCGCUCGCAUGGGGCGCCGUCGAGUUCCUCAGCACGUCCGUCGGGCUGCUCAUCACACUCCCCUUCGAAACUAUCCGCCGGCGCCUCCAAGUCCAGCGGCGCGGUCCGCCCCCCAUGCGCGCGUGCGUCGAGACGCGCCCGUUGCCGUACAACGGCAUCGUCGAUGCGCUGUGGCACAUCAUGACCGAAGAGCGCUCCGAUCUGCCUUUGCGGCCCAAACGGUCGAAGAAGAACUCGAGCGGGAAGGGCAAGGAGAGUUCUGGUGCUGAGGGCGACAAAGGCAAAGAGAAGGAGAAGGAACAGGAGGAGAAGAAGGGAGAGGAGGAGGAGGUGCCGGAGAGCCUGUGGAGGUAUACGGGUCUUGGGCAGCUGUAUCGCGGGUUGGGUAUGAGGCUUAGUGCGAGCGCUAUUGUGUUUGUGAUUGGGAUGUUGAGUGGGGGCGACGAUGCGGAUGCGGGGUGGGCGGAGCUGUAG